Molecule: messenger RNA, 363 nt
Organism: Mycena citricolor
Lineage: Eukaryota; Fungi; Basidiomycota; Agaricomycetes; Agaricales; Mycenaceae
Source: the annotation of a GenBank genome assembly
AUGGCGGUGGUAACUGAGGUGCACGGAUACACUGGCGAGUUUUACCGCCGAUUCAAUAUUCCCGAGGACACUGACUGCCCAUGCGGAGAGGCGCUACAAACGAGAGAGCACAUCCUACGCGAGUGUCCUAUAUACGACAACGAACGACCCAUCAUACGAGCCACUUCCGCCAACUUCGGUUUAACGGAGAUGAUGGGCACGAAGGAAGGAAUCGUCGCACUAGCGGAAUUCCUACAGAAAUCGGGAGCGUUCACGAAGAGCGGUAGGGUCUGGAAAGACCGCGAAAUACCCAUUCUAGAGGACGAGCCGGAACCCGACAUAUCGGACGACGAAGAGGAGGAUGAAGCUUCCGACCACGGCUAA